Molecule: messenger RNA, 1704 nt
Organism: Pseudocercospora fijiensis CIRAD86
Lineage: Eukaryota; Fungi; Ascomycota; Dothideomycetes; Mycosphaerellales; Mycosphaerellaceae
Exons: 3
Coding region: 1-1704 (567 amino acids)
Source: RefSeq, a predicted model, not a curated record
AUGCGCUUCACGUUCUUGCCGCCACACGCGCUGGGUCGAGCGCCUGUCCGACCAGCUGCUGCGCCGACUGAUCCAUCGAAUGCUGAUCAAUCGAGUGCCAAUCCAUCAAGCGAUCAGCCAGGUGCUGCACCUCCAUCAAGCGAUCAGCCAGGCGCUGCAUCUGAUCCGGCGACUGGUACGAAGCGCCGCCACGAUGAUGAGGAUGGCCCAGCUAGUGCUGAUGAAGUCGACGGCGGCGACUCGAGUGGCGAACCUCAUAGUCUAGAGGAUAUCAUCCAGAGCAUCGAGACUUCUGGCGAUAAUACUGCCGCUGAGGCCGACGACGAUGACCAAGUUGUUGACCCAAUGGCACAUAUGACUCCUGACAUUCUUAGCCUACAGCUUGCUACAAAGCAGACUGUUGAAGACCUCAAGCAGCUCACUGUCGAGGAGGUUAUUCAGACCGCUGAGUAUCAAAUGCGAGACGACGAUCAGAGAGACGAUGAACCUACUGCUGUCCCUGGCCAAGAGUUUGUUGAGGUAGAUGAGGCUCACGCGCCUCAGCAACAGCAACAGCAGCAAACAACUGUUAUGCUACCACCUGCUCGCCCAUCACCACUUGAUCAAUCCGAAGCUUACGACCAGAAGAAGGGCUGCAAGGUUAGCACUCUGAGCAACCUGGAGCGGGCUUUCGGACUCUGGCUGCAGGAUGUAGGUAUUUCUCGCUCCGACUACACCUCACUGCACAAGAUCUUCACGACUCUUCUCCCAGACAGCGAGAUCGCACCGGGCAGCAAGCUUGGUGAGCUACCGAAGUCUAUUGAUACCGUCAAGCUGCACCUGAAGUCAGUGCUUCCAUUGCUGGAACUGCGAUACCAAGAGAUCGCGCUUCAAAAGCAGAAGACGCUGCCAACCGCAUCUGGCAAGGAGACUACCCAUAGGCCAUUGUUCUUCUUCAAUCCACAGCAGCUGUUCACACGCAUACUAACCUCCGACAUUGCAAAGAACAUGCACUCGGGCUUGGCUUACCUUACUGAUCUGCCUACUGAGCUGUGCCACUCUCGUGCAUGGGCCAGUUCUAUCCGCACGACUUCUGGUGCAUUUGCGCGAUACCCUGGUCAGCUCGACACCAUAUCGGCUUCACGCUACACUGAUGAGCCUGCUCGCGGACCGCCGCCGGUACCACCACAGCAGAAGAAGAAGUCUCGCGGCAGGAAGACAGCUCGCGUCGAUGAAGAAGCCGAGGAGCCGCCUAUGCCAGCACCUCCAGUCGAUUGGACGAGAGCCAGAGCCGAAUCCCUUCGCAGCCACUACCACAAGACAAGUUCGACUUCGCUGUUCGACUUGUUGUUGCAAGCGACGGCAGCCUUCGACCCAAUCUAUCAAGCACACCCGAUUCGCGGCGAGCUAGAGAUCAUAGUCUAUGGUCGCAAGCCACUGCUUAACAAGCUCGACGCUCAAGAUGGAGUGCGGGCUAUAUCCGCUCCAUAUCUCAUGUUCAUGGAUAGUUUCGGUCUAUACCGCAACAUGCGUCGAUCCUUGAUGGGCUGGUACAUUACGCUCGCAGGCCUGACUAUGCAGGAGCGCAAUCGGACGAGCAAUAUGAUUCCUUUUACACUUGGACCUCAUGGCAGCAAUACUGAAGAUGUGAUUGAGGCUAUCGCCCCAUGUCUCCGAGCCUUGGAAGCUGGCCAACUUCUUGACCUCCUAGACGGCUCUGGCUAA